This is a messenger RNA of Haliaeetus leucocephalus (bald eagle), 2738 nucleotides long. It is a transcript of the gene ELFN2, whose product is annotated as extracellular leucine-rich repeat and fibronectin type III domain containing 2. NCBI's taxonomy places the organism in Eukaryota, Metazoa, Chordata, Aves, Accipitriformes, Accipitridae. Bases 1 to 2427 code for a protein of 808 amino acids. The transcript has a single exon. The record is from RefSeq and is a predicted model, not a curated record. Gene Ontology annotation, cellular component: plasma membrane. Gene Ontology annotation, molecular function: protein binding.
AUGAGGGCACCACUGCAGACCAUGAUGUGCCUGGGGUUGUGGGCAGCGGUCCUGCUCUGCUUGUUUUCCCCUGGCACCGUGCGAGGUGACUGCUGGCUGAUUGAGGGGGACAAAGGUUAUGUGUGGCUGGCCAUCUGCAGCCAGAACCAGCCCCCGUACGAGACCAUCCCCCAGCAUAUCAACAGCACGGUGCACGACUUGCGUCUGAACGAGAAUAAGCUCAAAGUGGUGCUGUACUCCUCCCUCAACCGCUUCGGCAACCUGACUGAUUUGAACCUGACCAAGAAUGAGAUCUCCUAUAUCGAGGACGGGGCUUUCAUGGGCCAGUCAAACCUCCAGGUCUUACAGCUGGGCUACAACAAACUCACCAACCUGACAGAGGGCAUGUUGCGGGGCAUGGCCCGUCUCCAGUUCCUCUUUGUGCAGCACAACCUAAUUGAGCUGGUCACCCCUACUGCCUUCUCUGAGUGCCCCAGCUUGAUUAGCAUUGACCUGUCAUCUAACCGUCUCAGCCGCCUGGAGGGGAACACUUUCACCAGCUUGAGCAAUCUGAUGGUGUGCGAGCUGGCUGGCAACCCCUUCAACUGCGACUGUAGCCUCUACAGCUUUCUUAACUGGCUGGCGCUCUUCAACAACGUCACCAAGAACUAUGACCGGCUCCAGUGUGAGACUCCACGGGAGUUCGCUGGGUACCCGCUCCUGGUACCUCGGCCUCACCACAACCGCAAUGCCAUCACCAUCUUCCAGUCCAUGUGCAGAGGUGGCACCAUCCCUUCCCUCUCCAGGGUCAACCCUACCCCCUACACCCCUGACUCCCAGCGGGACCUGGACGAGGGCUCAGCCAUCAGCCCUGGGGACUUCCUCUCAGUCAAGCCUCCAGCCUCCUCCACCACUGACUCCUCCUUCAGUCCCAGCAUCAAGCUCCACGAUGUCACCAUUACCUCAGCCAUCCUGAUGGUAACCAUCCCCAUGCCCUACAGUAAGAUGUAUGUGCUGGUCCAAUACAACAACAGCUACGUUUCUGACAUAGCAACACUGAAGAGCAAGAAGGAAUAUGUCACUGUCAACAAGUUGAAGGCCCACACUGAUUAUACUUUCUGCGUGGCCUCCAUCCGCAACAACAGGCGCUACAACCACACUUGCCUGACCUUUGCAACCCGGAGCAAAGGCAGGGAGGACCCUAUUUCCAGUACUUCCACCACCACACACUAUAUCAUGACCACCCUGGGUUGCCUCUUUGGGAUGGUCAUUGUCCUGGGAGUGGUGUACUACUGCCUGCGGAAGCGGAGGAUGCAGGAGGAGAAACAGAAGUCCCUCAAUGUCAAAAAGACCAUUCUGGAAAUGCGUUACGGAUCAGAUAUUGAUACCAGUACCAUGGUCCAUCCUUCCCAGAAGCUGGGUGAGCCACCAGUCAUCCCUGUCUCACGGAUGUCCUCCAUCCCUUCCAUGAUUGGGGAGAAGUUGCCCCCAUCAAAGUCAAUGGAGGCUGGGAUGGAGACUCCUAAAGUCACCACCAAAGGUAACUACAUUGAGGUGCGGACUGGUGGUGGGGAUGGGCUGGAGCGAACCCAGCGGGAUGAGGACCUGAGGGAACUUGACAAUGGGCAAGGCUCAGCUGCUGAGAUCUCUACUAUAGCCAAGGAGGUAGACAAGGUCAACCAGAUCAUCAACAACUGCAUUGAUGCCCUCAAGCUGGACACAGCCUCAUUCCUGGGUGGUGGGACUGGUGUUGACUCAGACAUGGCCUUUGAGUGCCAGUCCAUCCCAGCCAGUUCCUCGGGUGGGCUAGAGCGGCCCAGCUUUCUUUCCCCACCCUACAAGGAAAGCUCCCACCACCCUUUGCAGCGCCAGCUCAGUGCUGAUGCUGCCGUGGCCAGAAAGACCUGCAGUGUCUCCUCUAGUGGCUCCAUCAAGAGCGCCAAGGUCUUCAGCUUGGAUGUGCCUGACCACCCACCACUCAGCAAGUCUGACUCCAAAUACAUUGAGAAGGGCAGCCCACUCAACAGCCCUUUGGAUCGUCUUCCCUUGGUGUCCCCAGGCGCCAUCCACCACUUGGAGGUCAAGCCUUCUUACCAUUGCAGUGAGCACCGUCACUCCUUCCCGGCCCUGUAUUACGAGGAAAGUGCUGACACCUUGAGCCAGCGGGUGUCAUUCCUCAAGCCACUCUCCCGGUCCAAGCGAGACUCCACGUACUCCCAGCUCUCCCCCAGACACUACUUCUCGGGCUACUCCUCCAGCCCUGAGUACUCAUCAGAGAGCACCCAUAAGAUCUGGGAGCGAUUCCGGCCUUACAAGAAGCACCACAGGGAGGAGGUUUACAUGGCGGCUGGGCAUGCCCUGCGGAAGAAAGUUCAGUUUGCCAAGGACGAGGAUCUGCAUGACAUCCUGGAUUACUGGAAAGGAGUCUCUGCUCAGCAGAAGCUGUGACUCUCCCUCGCUCUUUCCAAGGAAACAAUACAAAACAAGACCCCCCCCCCCAACAACCAGAAAAAAAAUAUGCCACUUGACUGUGAAAAAUAAACCAACAACAAAAUACUCCCGACAAAUACAAAACUGACAAAAUCGUUUCUUAAAGUUUACAACAACAACAGAAAGCUCUCACACACACAGACACACACACACAGACACACACACACGCCGAAUUGUCUCUACUGUGUUACGGGGACCAUUGUUCUGCCUGCAGAUGGUUGGGAGGAGCGUCCUGCUCUGACACUGUGGUAACAACACUGGAGUGUGUG